This is a messenger RNA of Striga asiatica, 3392 nucleotides long. The record is from the annotation of a GenBank genome assembly. NCBI's taxonomy places the organism in Eukaryota, Viridiplantae, Streptophyta, Magnoliopsida, Lamiales, Orobanchaceae.
AAAAAAGUGAAAUCCUUUAAAAAGAAAACUCGAGAACUCGACAAUCGGUACUGCCUUUGCAAACGAAAUUAGAUUGAUUGCGCACCAGAACUCAGCCAUCAGUGUAGAGCUGCUGGGCAUUGAAUUCGAAUUAAUUUGGGCCCGAGCCUCCUGUAACACUACUCCACCAUAGGCAGCGGAAACCGCCUUAAGAGUGAAAUCAAAUGCGACCAUCGGCGAAGCACGGCGGGGCGGACAAGAAUCGCGGCAUCAGCGGUCACGUUCUUACCCUCCAUCAACGUCUUGAACAUGCCCUAAACCUCGGCACCUGGGAGAGCAAAGAGACAUGGUAUUGUCCGGACAUUGAGAUACAAAAACUUGUGCUUCGCGCAAUUGAUGCGUUCCUUGAAUGUAUCUCCAGUGAGACAUUACAAUACCCUCUUGUCAAGGAUUCAGCUGCUAACAUGGUCAGAGCAUUAAAAAGUAUACUAGAGUUCAAAAGUCAACCAAUAUUGAGGUUUGCCUCUAGUGUCACUGUCAAGAUGGUUAACGUUUUGCCAAACUCGCGCCUGCAACCUCAUGUUUCAGAUCUGAUCCUCCCUUUGGCAAAUCUGUUGUGUUCUCAACAACUUCAGGUUGCUAUGUCGAGUGCUACUGCCAUGAACAUUGUUUUAUAUAAACUAAGUUCUAGGCAUGAUGGUGAAGUUGGGCAGAUUUUGAAGGAAACAAAGGCAGUUGGUUAUAUUGUUCAUAACAUUAAGCAAUUUCGUGUUGAUGAUAAACCAAUUGAGUACUUUCAAGAGAUGGCUUCUGUUUUAAGUAAAAUAUUGCUGCGGUGGCCAUCUUUUAGAUUCAGUGUAUGGAACGAUUCUAUGUUCUUAAACAUUUUGGAUGCCGUCAAACUCAUGUCUGAAAAUUCAGUGAAAAUUGCUGUGCUUCAGUUAUAUUCUUCCUUAGUUCUAUGUGGCAAUGGAGCAGAUAAGCUUCUUGAAAAUGGGGAAGCACUUCUACAAAUGUUGGUUGGCUGCAUGGAAAGUUCAAUCACUAGUUCAGUCCGGUUAGAAGCAUUUAGACUUGCUCGAUAUUUAGCGUUCAGCAGAAGACGAUGCAUAAAAAUGAUGAGCAUAUGCUGUGAGUCCCUUGUCCAAGUUGUAACAAGCGCGAUGAACAGUUGGGUUUUACUGUCUGAUAAAUCCAAUAAAGACGAAUUAUCUGUUAUGGAGGAGGCAUGCCGUCUGGCGACUGUCACUCGCUGGGCAGGUGAUCACCACAGAUACUUUUGGAAAGUCGGCGUGGAUAGACUUCUCCUCCAUCUUCUUCUGGAAAAUUCUCCCGUAAUUCAUCACCUGCAGUGUAAUUUAUCUCUGAAUGAUCUAAUAUUUAUUGUGCGAGAAAAUUAUAAUUCCAAUCUGCUUCAUCCCUUUAGACCAUAUAUAUGGGAUAUUAUUGGAGGACUUGCAGCAAAUUGUAGCCCCAAAAAUAACAACUUCGAGUUGCACGGGAAUGAGCGUCACCUAAAUGUCCUUAUAAUAUGUUCAUGUUUGUCCUUUGCCCACUCACUUGGAACAUUGCGCCAUGUUUCCCAGACGGGUACAACGAAUAUGAGUGAAUGUGAAUCAGCAAGUAGGGCAGUUCUUAUGAUGGUUUAUUCCCCUUGCAAAUAUUUUGCAUCCCUGGCUAGGUCCAUACUAAGUGAGAUACUCAAGUUGGAGACUAAUGGUUAUGUUGGACACUUGCUACAGAUUCUGAAUGCUGGAUUGUCAGGAAACAAGUUUGGGCUUCCAGGAAACCUUCAACUUUUGUUGACGUUGAUGAGUUUGGCUUGCUAUUGCAGUCUACCAACUUAUCAGAAGCUCAUAAUUAGAUCCCAGGGGAUCAAAACUGUGGUGGAUUUCAUUGUGAGAUGGCUAAAUAGCCCUGUCCGAAUGAAAAGAGCAAGUAUGGUGCCUCAUUUGCGAGAUUCAUUCAGUGAUAAGACUUGUUGUUUCCCAUGUACAGAAGAUUGGGAAGGCGAGGACAUGCUUUUGCUUUUUAGCCUGUGGGUUCUUGCCGAGUUGCUACAACUCUCUACUUGUGUAGAACUUCGUCCAUUUUUUCACAUGGAAGAGCAUUCUGAGGCAAAAUUUAUUCAGAAAAUCCAGGGGAUAUGUGGAGACAAUUAUUCGCAUGGUUCAAGAUGGUAUGCUGCAUAUGUACUCAGCUAUUUUGGACAUUUUGGUUUACCGAGUAAAUUGGGAAACAGGAUUGGAAAAUUACUUGGUCAAAAGGAGCAUUCUGAUUUGAAGCUCGAUAUUAUUAACGAAGAAUCUGUCUUUGUUCAUGAAGUAAUUCUUACUGUAAGAUGUCCAUCAUUACUACCUCAUAGUGAAUCAGUUCCUAAAGAGGAAUCAACAAGCAGGCCUAAUGUAAAUCUGGAUACGGGGAGAAACAACAUAAAGGCAAUUCGUUUAUCAGCUCACGUGGACCAGCAGUCACUGUGGAAGUUGUUGGAAUAUGUUUACUCGGGAUACUUGCAAGCUAGUGCAGACCUUGCUAAGAAGCUGAAAAUAUUUGCGAGGCACUGUAAAUUGGAAUCUCUGAUGCAGCUCCUUAGUUGGAGAAAUCCAAAAUGGGAUGUCCCUGUAACAAGCUUUGAUCUUAGACCUGCGCUUGGGCCAGCUGGAUUUUAUCUUUCGGAUCUUAUUUUGGAAGCCGGCAGCACGCCUCAACUGGUCCAUUGGAAAUGCAAUGACUGCAGUGCUUUGGUUCCUCAUCUACAUGUUCAUAAAGUGAUAUUGGAAUCAUGUUGUGAUUAUUUGAGGGCCCUAUUCCAAUCGGGAAUGCAAGAGAGCCAUUUGGAAACCAUCAAAGUCCCCGUGAGCUGGGAAUCGCUCAACAAACUAGUCAGUUGGUUCUAUUCCGAUCUGUUGCCCGUCCCUGCUUUCGACUGUGUGUGGGAUAAUACGGCUCCAGAGGACAAACUUCUGCAAGUCCAGUCAUAUUUGGAGCUUUGUUGGCUUGCUGAGUUUUGGCUCAUGGAGGACCUUUAUGAAGAAUGUCAUAAUGUAGUCGUGUCUUGCUUAGUAUCUUCCAAGUACCUGUCUACCAAAUUUAUUCAAACUGCUGCCGAUUUCUCCCAAUGGAAAUUGGCUCAAGUGGCAGCUGAUCACAUGGCGCCUUUUUAUCACCAUCUACGCAAUUCCGGUGAGCUUGAUGCACUUGACGACAAUCUCAUUGAAAUGGUUGUACAGCUUGAGGGUUCACAAGGACUAAGUUGCCAGUUUUUUUUGCCUUAUGAUUGGUUGAGGUGGCUUCAUCCUUGGUGGGGUCCACGGCCUUCUCAUGCUCAAAUUGGAGCAUCAUUGGAUGAAGAUUGCACGGAGAGUUGGUGCAUGUUGAGGGAGGAAAGAAUCCUCCCCUCGCAGUCGGCUUGA